Fukomys damarensis (Damara mole-rat) is the source of this 3885-nucleotide messenger RNA. RefSeq names its product transcription elongation factor A N-terminal and central domain containing (gene Tceanc). The coding region runs from base 613 to 1500 and encodes 295 amino acids. Gene Ontology annotation, cellular component: nucleus. The record is from RefSeq and is a predicted model, not a curated record. The transcript is spliced from 5 exons. Gene Ontology annotation, biological process: DNA-templated transcription. NCBI's taxonomy places the organism in Eukaryota, Metazoa, Chordata, Mammalia, Rodentia, Bathyergidae.
GGGGAGGGGCUGACGUCGCCGUGGCUGCGCCUGCGCUUUUCGCUGAGCUACAUUUCAGGCCUGUGUUUCAGGGAAGGCCUAGUCUCUGUUUUCAGUUAAGGCCACCCUUGCUCGCGGAGGCUCUCCGGUGCGUUGUGGGCCGAAUAGGCCCUAUCCCGCACCCUUCUCCCCUCCAGCCCAGUUCUGUGGUGUGGGCAGACCUUUCCAGGCCGCCGCUGCUCGCGCGCAGGCUUCGGGGCUGUCACUCCAGCACGGUUAGCGGCAAGCCUUGCUGGGGUGCUCGGCCCCACCCACCGGAACCGGUCCCCUGCCCGGGUGGGGUCGUGAGCUGUCCUUCCCCUGGCUACAGCUUUUCUCGGGAUCAUCAUUCGGGGAAGGAUCCUAACGAGAGCAGCAGAGUUGGGAGUCCAUGCAGAGUUUGUAUGGCCUGGAGAGCCUCAAAUAUUCAGCCUGACCUUUGCUGAUGUUCACCCACCCCCUGCUCUGGAAUAGUUUCUGUCACUUGUGAGAUGGAGAUAAGCUGUAUAACUAUCUCGGGCUUGUGCAGAUGGAGAUGAUGUGAGUGUAUAUGGCACGCAGACUUGCUCAGUACCACUGCUAAGAGCUGUAAAGAUGUCUGACACAAACCACACAGCUGCCAGAGCUUCCCUUAUUGAGCAGCUGAUGGCUAAAAGGAAUUUUGAGGACCUUGGCAACCAUCUUACCGAGCUAGAGAUGGUUUAUGUGACUAAGGAGCAUCUCCAGGAGACAGAUGUGGUCAGAGCUGUGUACAGAGUCCUCAAGAACUGUCCCUCAGCGACUUUGAAAAAGAAAGCCAGGCAUUUGCUGUUAAAGUGGAAAGCUCUUUAUAAGGAUACUCACUUCAAAACAAGGGACAGCUCUACAUUGUCCUCUCCAGGCGGUAGUAAAGAAGAAGGUGCAGGAGUUUCUCAUGACCAAAGUCAAGAUGAGAUCGCCGGCACCUGCGCCUCUAACUCUCUGCCCUCGCCCCAGGAUGUUGCGGCCCCCACCGAAAUGAUCAGGCCCUCAGGUAGCACUAUUCAGAUGGACAUCAAGAAAGAGCAUUUUGGGGGCAGUGACCCUGAAUCCACCGGCAAUAGACCGAGUGACUUGCAGGAUCCCACAGUGCCCAUGAGGACCAAAUGCAUCGAGCUUCUUUAUACAGCUUUGACUAGUUCUUCCACAGGUCAGGCAAAUGCUGAUUUGUGGCAAAACUUUGCAAGAGAAAUCGAAGAGCACAUUUUUACCCUUUACUCAAAGAACAUCAAAAAGUACAAAACCUGUAUCAGAAGCAAAGUCGCCAACUUGAAGAACCCUAGAAAUUGCCACUUGCAACAAAACUUGCUCUCCAGGACCAUGUCUCCAGAAGAAUUUGCCAAAAUGACUGUCAUGGAGAUGGCAGACAAGGAACUGAAGAAGCUGAGGGCGGCCUACACGCAGUCCUGCAUCCGGGAACAUUACCUUCCCCAAAUUCACAGCCUGAGACUGGCUCAGAAUUGAUUUCUGCGAAAUGCGCUUCUGGAGAUGGAGCACCAAGUGUCUAAUGUCUUCAGGCUAUGACCUUGGGUGACCAGAGCUUCGCUCUUUCCCCCUUGCUUUUCCCACUUUGCACAUUUCCCUCGGACCACAGAUGUUACCCUAGUACUCAUCCUCCAGUUCAGAUUUGGUUUAGUGUCCUCUUGCAGAGUUGAAAGAUCUGUUAUUGAUGGAUUGAUUUUUUUAUCUUUGCAUGAGUUCUUCAUAAACACUAUGACAUUUUGUCUCUGAUGCUAGGACUCUGGGUUCUGUAGCUCAAAUUCUGCUUCAGUGUAAAUGGCAGUAGUCUAUCAGAGGAGGUCCAGCGCCUCAGCCUUGGCAUUUGCCGACACUUACUUACCUAAUAAAUAUUUGAUAAUUUUUUUUUGUAGUUUUACAACAUUUCCUUCUGCAUUAUCUACAAGCCUACAUUUUCAUUCUGUACCAGUCUUUUCUCCUAACUCUCCGAUCUUCUGUUACUGGAGUCUCAGGGUCUCUCCAUAUGUCCACUUUACCUCCAUAACACUACUCCCUAAGGUGCACAAAACUAAAAUACACUUAUGAUUGCAAAUGACUGAAGAAAUCAGCUUGAGGCCAUCAAGUAUGAAUUCUAAUUCUAUUUUGAUCUCUUUUCUCCCCAUGGCUUCCCUGGGCCGCUUACUGUGAGGCAAGAUGUUAGUCUUUUAAUCAGUAACUUGCAAAGUCAUCUAACUUAAAAGUUUCACAAAGUGGUUUCAUAUGACUUGGAGUGAUCCUAAAAACCAUUCAGUGGUCACAAAAGAGCACACACAGCACAUGGAAAGCAAGUUUAUUAGUUCACGUCGCUAUUGGUGUUUUAGUUUGGGCCAUGUGGGUGAGGAGUUACUGAAAUGAGAAUUUUGCAAACUAAAUUUGGAGACAGAAACACUUGAAAUGGAAAAUCCCUUAUUCGCCACAAAAUAAAAAUGUGGGCAGUCUUCCUCAUUUUGUAUCAACUUUGUCAAUGAGCUUUGGAACUAGGGAUAAGAGAUAAUAAUGUGUAGGUAUAUUCUGUCCAGAGACAGCAUAGCAUUUUGUAAGUAUAGAAAAUAAUUCCCCUGAAAAGAAAGGGUUUUACAGUAAAAUUGCUCGAGGGUAAAGACUGUAAUUGAAAAUCACUUACAGGUACAACAAGUGCUAAGGCAUUCAAGCUCUGCCGGAGGGUGGCUGAUACAAUCAAGGGACUGCAGGAGUCCACCAGAUAUGAUCAAGGGACAGCAAAAGAGUCCACCACAGCAAAGGUGCAAUAAGCAGCAGGAAGGAAGAGAGAUUAUUAUCAAAGAGGCCAGAGUUCAUUAGGGCUCUCCUCGGUCAUGAUAAGGAUUUAGGGCUUUUUAAAGUGUGCUGGCCACUGAAGCUAGAGAGUUGCAGUGAUGAGAUUUGAGCACCCUUAGGGAGGAUCGCUGUGCCUGCUGUGUUGAGUUAGAUGUGAUGUGAAGCAUGAAGCAAGGACGGAUGCAGGGACACCGAUUAGAUGGCAGUUGCAGUGGUCUAAAUGUCAUGUGACUGGCUACAACUAAAAAUACAGAGACUGGGCUCCCUGCGUCCUUACAGUUAAUAAAGCCCUUGGCAGACUUGCAAGUAGAUGUUUGAUGAAAUACACUCAAUCCAAUAUUCCCUUCCUGUGGCCCAUAAUAAUUUAAAAAAUAUAGUGCAGAAAACACAGCACAAGUAAAGCCUAUACCAUGGUCGCCAUAGUUACUGGGAGUAACUGCCUAGGGCCAAAAAGUCACACCUGAAUGUAGGAGGCAUUGUUUGAUGGGUAUUCCCUAACCGGUCUCCUUUGUCCACGUUAUAUAUUUUUAAAUAUGGAAUUGGAUACAAUUGGAGCUCUGUCUCUUCCCUGGGCUCUUCCUGUGAUGAGAAGCUCCUUUCAUUUCCCAUUGCUGCUUCUAAAUGCCAGUCAGGAAUCUUGCAGCUGGCAGAGCUCCAUGGCCUUUGCAAGGGCUAGGCCUUCAUCUUUCAGGUCAGACUGCUUUGUUAUUUAUAGCUUCCAGCAGAUGCAAAAUGUUUUACCAAAAUAGGUAUCUUUCUAUCUCUUAGAGGUACUUACUGUAAAUACCUGCAUUAUAGAAGGCCCCUUCUUGCUUUCAGAAAAGUCCCUUGAUCACAUGGAAGAACCGGUGGCAAUUUCAUGUAAUCCCAUUUGCAUCAGUGUUUAAAAUUAGGUUCUCAGAGAUGUUCCCAAGUGUUGUCAGAAAUGCUGUGCAGUCCUGAUGGUGCACUGUACUCUGCCAGCUGCCGAUUCUCCUGACACGGGAACCUUCUCAAGCCUUUAUGUGGUAUCUGUGUGGUUUAUCUAGUUUUCUAAAAAGUGAUUUUUAAGAUACUUAAAUUUGAAAAUAUGAGAAC